This is a messenger RNA of Lolium rigidum, 699 nucleotides long. Its product is annotated as photosystem I P700 chlorophyll a apoprotein A2-like. The record is from RefSeq and is a predicted model, not a curated record. The transcript has 2 exons. NCBI's taxonomy places the organism in Eukaryota, Viridiplantae, Streptophyta, Magnoliopsida, Poales, Poaceae. Gene Ontology annotation, cellular component: membrane; thylakoid. Bases 1 to 699 code for a protein of 232 amino acids. Gene Ontology annotation, biological process: photosynthesis.
AUGUCGAGUUCCCCCCAAAAAACUGCUCAUGGCAAGACGACAUAUGGGUUCGAUAUACUCUUAUCUUCAACGAAUGGCCCCGCUUUCAAUGCAGGUAGAAACCUAUGGUUGCCAGGAUGGUUGAAUGCUGUUAAUGAGAAUAGUAAUUCGCUUUUCUUAACAAUAGGACCUGGGGAUUUCUUGGUUCAUCAUGCUAUUGCUCUAGGUUUGCAUACAACUACAUUGAUUUUAGUAAAGGGCGCUUUAGAUGCACGCGGUUCCAAAUUAAUGCCGGAUAAAAAGGAUUUUGGGUAUAGUUUUCCUUGUGAUGGCCCAGGGCGCGGCGGUACUUGUGAUAUUUCUGCUUGGGACGCGUUUUAUUUGGCAGUUUUCUGGAUGUUAAAUACCAUUGGAUGGGUUACUUUUUAUUGGCAUUGGAAACAUAUCACAUUAUGGCAGGGCAACGUUUCACAAUUUAAUGAAUCUUCCACUUAUUUGAUGGGAUGGUUAAGAGAUUACUUAUGGUUAAACUCUUCACAACUUAUCAAUGGAUAUAAUCCUUUUGGGAUGAAUAGUUUAUCGGUAUGGGCAUGGAUGUUCUUAUUUGGACAUCUUGUUUGGGCUACUGGAUUCAUGUUCUUAAUUUCCUGGCGUGGAUAUUGGCAGGAAUUAAUUGAGACUUUAGCAUCUCAUCGAAACAUCGAGAAUUUGUGCAUAUAG